Didymodactylos carnosus is the source of this 519-nucleotide messenger RNA. The record is from the annotation of a GenBank genome assembly. Lineage: Eukaryota; Metazoa; Rotifera; Eurotatoria; Philodinida; Philodinidae.
AUGGCUAAAGUAAUUACUAGACCGCAACGAUUCACACCGGAAGAAUGGCGUUUAGCAAGCAAAGUAAAACAUAAAAAUUCCGAAAGAGAUCGUAGUGUUACCGAGAAACUUAUUUUGGAAAAUGAUAGAUUGGAUCAAGAGGGACGUGGUACUGUGGAUCGAACGCUUGCUGAUGUCAAUAAAAAAUUAGAUCAACGCCUUGAUCAUAUCAAAAAUUGGAAAGGAGAACUUGAAGUUAAACGUACAGAUAUAGUCAAAGAAGUUGAUGCUACGGAAGUCUAUCUAGUCCGAUUGCAAAAAGGAUUACAAUCAUUGCAGGAUAAUUUGCAUAUUGCUCAAACUUCACUUGCAAAUCGUGAAAAACGUUUUGAUAUCGAUCUUGUUCACGAUGAUGUUCAAAAAAAUUUAAUUAUGGAAGUAACUGCUGUUCAAGGAGCCAUUGCAUUGUUAACACGAACAAUUGAACAAACACAAGAACAACUACGAACGUUAGAUAAUUUAAAUCUAUAUUUAUCCUAA